CUAUGCCAGAAAUCAUAAGACUUACAACUAUUGUCAAAGGCGAAGCUCUAUCUGAUCGCAUUUGUAACUAUCGAGUAAAAGGUAUAAGUGUUCUCAAGUGCAUUUAAGUGUCGUGGGUAGAAAAACUGAACUGAACAUCAGCACUGAUUGCUUCAGCAGCUACAAUAUCCUUAAAGCGUCGUGCCGCUCAGCUGGUAGAGUGUUGAUAAGUUCAUCAACGUAUAACCGGCAACAGCAAGUGUCGCCCUCAACACAACGGUAGUGGCCCACACACGUUCAAGCAACUACGUCACAGAAGAUCUUUUAAUAUAACGACAAUUAGUAAGCUUAUACCUUGUUGUAAAUUAUACUUACAACAACGAUAAUCAAUAAAUCAGAGAGUGUGCAUUAAAAGAGUGAAUGAAAAUUAUUUCAAUUGUAAACCUCUCCCUUCUCACUACACUAAAGUUAUGAGACAAUGUGAUCCAAACUCCAUUGACAGUUAUGCAACGACUCGAUUUUAAAAGUACAAGUAAAUUAUUAUCAAAGCCAUACAAGUUCACUCCUAAAUUACAAUUCUGUUUUCAGAAAAUAUGUGGGCAAACACGGCGAGACGCUUGAGCCAGUGCACUCGAGGAAAACAAGACAAAUAUUUUGAUAUGAUCGAGAGAUACACAAAACUCAGCCGCGAACACUUGACACCCGAGCUGCAAUUACAUUUGCUAACGCCCGACUGUCCGCUUUAUACCGCACGAGCGGACCAAGUCGAGAGUCACUUUGCCGAACCAUUUUGGGCUAUAUACUGGCCGGGUGGUCAGGCCAUGGCUCGUUACCUCCUCGACGAAGGGACACAAUUAUUUGCCAAGAUCAGGGCUAAGAACGCUGCGGCCAACUCCGGCGCGCUCAAAGUUUUGGACGUCGGCUCGGGCUGCGGAGCGGCUGCCAUCGCAGCAAAAUUCGCAGGCGCUAACGACGUCAUUGCCAAUGACAUCGACCAAGUGGCCUGUGCUGCAGCGCUGCUGAAUGCGCGAGUCAAUGGAGUGGAAAUUAAAACUUGUCCAACAGAUUUAUUUAGCCAAGGAAGAGCAUUGGCGGAACGCUUUGAUGUAUUGCUCAUCGGUGACUUAUUGUACGACGAGGCAAUUGCAGAUCUUCUACUGCCAUGGCUCGAGGCAAACCAAAGGAAACACGGCUCGGAGAUUUACAUCGCUGAUCCGGGACGCCACGGCAUGAAAGAAAAAUUACGCCGACGAUUACAAUUGUGUCGCAAGUAUCCUUUGCCUGAAAAUGUUCGUCGAGAAAAUCAUGGUUUUACCGAAGCAGCUGUUUGGAAAUUUAACCAGGCGCCGAAAGGGAUUUGAAAUGUAAUUCACUUAUUAUUGAAACAUCUGAACAUGAAACAAUUUGUUUUACAAACUUAUUUAAACAGAAAUCAUGUGUGCGGGAAGCAUUUACUUAUCAUAUAAAUUGUAAUGAAAUACAUUUUUAUCGAAAUUCUCAAGUCCUUAUCAAUUUGAUACAUCUCUGAUUUUCAUCCGAUUAAUGUUACAUAUUUUUUGUAGAUUUUUAGAUUAUUUUGUACUGUAACACUUUUAUAUACCUCCAUAGUUGUUAAUAAAAACUAUUUUAAAUAUCACAACAUUAAGUUUAGA
Trichogramma pretiosum is the source of this 1631-nucleotide messenger RNA. Its product is annotated as electron transfer flavoprotein beta subunit lysine methyltransferase-like. The coding region runs from base 573 to 1340 and encodes 255 amino acids. Gene Ontology annotation, biological process: peptidyl-lysine trimethylation. The transcript has 4 exons. NCBI's taxonomy places the organism in Eukaryota, Metazoa, Arthropoda, Insecta, Hymenoptera, Trichogrammatidae. Gene Ontology annotation, molecular function: protein-lysine N-methyltransferase activity. The record is from RefSeq and is a predicted model, not a curated record. Gene Ontology annotation, cellular component: mitochondrial matrix.